This is a messenger RNA of Penicillium manginii, 1482 nucleotides long. RefSeq names its product fungal specific transcription factor domain-containing protein. Gene Ontology annotation, molecular function: zinc ion binding; DNA binding. The transcript has 3 exons. Gene Ontology annotation, biological process: DNA-templated transcription. NCBI's taxonomy places the organism in Eukaryota, Fungi, Ascomycota, Eurotiomycetes, Eurotiales, Aspergillaceae. The record is from RefSeq and is a predicted model, not a curated record. Bases 1 to 1482 code for a protein of 493 amino acids.
AUGUCCUUCACAGGACACGCGGCGGCCAAAUGGCCUGGAACUACUAUGGACCCAGCCCAGGAACAUGUGUGGGACGCCUUUACAAACCUUCACUCUGAGCAGUCUACACCUCCAGGAGCUGUGAAUCCAGAAGGCUUUCUACCAAGCUUCAUCAAGCCUCUCCCAGUAAUAAUGAACCAAGAUACUAUCGAGUGUCUCCACAUAAAUGGCACAUUUGCGCUACCAAAUGUUCCACUCCAGGAUGCUCUCCUACAGGCAUUUGCAGAGUGUGUUCUUCCUUCCAUGCCAAUCGUUGAGUGGCAGCCUCUCGUCCAAGCCCUCCAUGGAGCACAUGGAAGCCAUGGCUCGAUAAGCCUACUUCUAUAUCAUGCCAUUAUGGUCUCGGCGGCAACUUUCGUUGAUAUACGCUAUAUUCUUGACGCCGGGUACACGACCAGACAGGAAGCUCAAGAAUCAUUCUUCCAAAAGGCUAGGCUCCUCUAUCAAGCCAAUACCGAGACAGAUCCCUUGACUAUUAUCCAAGCAUUCUUAUUAAUGACAUACCGACUCAACACAACAGACGGAGAUGACAGCCGCAGUCUGAUCGGAAUUGCAAUUUCAACAGCACUAUCCAUCGGCCUUUUCCACGACAUUUCACAAACCAUAAACCACCCAUAUCGACCAACUCUCUGGAGAAGAAUCGCCUGGUCCUGCCACAUACUGGACUGCCAAAUAGCCCUCCGGCUCCGCCGCCGACCAAUUAUCCAACGCGCCGACUUCUGUCACCAAAUGGUCUUAGAAACCGACUUUGACCAUCUCCAAAAUCUCGCCACACAAAGCCCAGGAAUACCCCCGGACACAACCCUCUCCCGAAAUUUCUCUGCACAAAGGGAACUAGCUCUCAUCUUCAUCGCGAACGCUAGACUAUCAGUCUGCAUCCGGAACGUGCUCGACAUUCAAUGUAAAGAAAGCCAACUCCGCUCUUCAGUCUCACCAACAACACCAACAUCAUCCACAAGCGACGACUCAGACUACAGCAACAGCAUCUACAUCUCCGAGCGAAUGCUAUCAGAGUGGGCCAACGCGCUCCCAAAAUCCUGCCAGACGAAUCCUUCCGAGCCGCAAGCCAUCGACGAAGAACCCGCCCUGACUGUGCAGCGCAGUCUCCUCCACAUAACCUUCUAUACAACCAUCGCAGUCUUCCACCAAUCACGACUGUUCCCGUCCUCAAAUUUCUGCGUCCAGCACGCCUCCCAACAAAUCACGAGUGUGGCCUUCGAUUUAUACCGGAGGGGCUUGCACAGUCGUUUGCCUAUUGUCGGAGUAACGGGUAUCCUGGUCGCGCUAGUAAUUCAUAUUUCUGAAAUGAAGGCCCCGCCUUCAAUACAAAAGGAUCAGGCUACACGAAAUUUCCAGCUCGGUCUUGAGAUCAUGGCGAAUCUGAGGGAUGUUUAUUCCGAGGCUAAUCGGGUUACGUCGUGGGCGCUGAAAAUUAUACAGUAA